AUGUCAAACUUAUCAACCGCAAAAACGACACCGUCUGCAAAAGCAGCCCGUCAAUCUAUUGAACAUGUCGCCCGUGAUUUCAAUACAGAUACAACAAAGGGCCUCUACUCCUCAGAUGUGAUGGGCUUACGUGCCCUGUAUGGCACAAACGAACUCGAAGCAGCUGAUGAAGAAUCCCUGUUCUCCAAGUUUCUCGAUUCUUUCAAAGAUCCUCUCAUUUUGCUGCUGCUCGGCUCAGCCUGUAUUUCUGUUAUUAUGGGUCAAUUUGAUGAUGCUAUUAGUAUUACCAUGGCUAUUGUCAUUGUCGUUACAGUUGCCUUUGUUCAAGAAUAUCGCUCCGAGAAAUCACUGGAGGCUUUGAAUAAAUUGGUGCCACAUCACUGUCAUUUAGUCAGAGAUGGACAAAUUUCGGAUGUAUUAGCAAAUGAUUUGGUACCUGGAGAUGUUGUGCAUUUUGGUGUUGGCGAUCGUAUUCCUGCUGAUUGUCGAUUAACUACUUGCGUUGGACUUGAAAUUGAUGAAUCUAAUUUGACAGGUGAAAACAAGCCUAGACGUAAGAUUUCCGAAGCUAUCUCUACUGCAUCUUUUGGUGAAUUGGCUUUGAAUGAAAGAGAGAAUAUUGCUUUUAUGGGUACUCUGGUUAGAAAUGGUCGCGGUGAAGGUAUUGUCGUUGCUACUGGUAAAAGCACUGAAUUUGGUCAUGUUUUUGAAUUGAUGCAAGAGGUUGAAGUCAGAAAGACACCCCUUCAAAUCAGUAUGAACGAUCUUGGAAAGCAACUCUCCAUGUUUUCGUUUGCAGUGAUUGGUGUUAUCGUCUUGAUUGGUAUCAUUCAAAAGCGUAGCUGGCUAGACAUGUUUACUAUUGGUGUCAGUCUUGCCGUGGCAGCUAUUCCCGAAGGUUUGCCUAUUGUCGUUACUGUCACUCUUGCAUUGGGCGUGCUCCGUAUGGCCAACCGCAAAGCAAUUGUCAAACAACUACCCUCUGUUGAGACAUUGGGCAGUGUCAAUGUGGUCUGCGCUGAUAAGACGGGUACAUUAACUGUGAAUCAAAUGACGGUAACCAAGGUGUUUACUGUCGAGAAUCAGGAAUCGUUUGAUUAUGAAUACCGGGUCCCUUCUAGUAUUCCCGAGGCAUUGCGCCAAACGCUUCGUGUUGGUAAUCUGUGUAACAAUGCUCAGUUGGGUGAAGGAGGAAAGUUGUAUGGCCAGCCUACUGAAAUGGCACUUUUGGAUGUCGUUCUUCGUAGUGGUAUGAAGGAUGAACGUAUGCAUUAUGAUCGUCUCGAAGAAGUGCCAUUUGAUUCGGAUACAAAGUACAUGUCUGUGACAUGUCGUGAAAAGGAUGAUCACACAUCUGCUGGCACUGUCUAUGUAAAGGGUGCUACUGAAGUGAUUAUGGACAGAUGCACGACUUACUACACCUCCAACUACACAAAGAUGCCAUUUACGCUUGCUUUGAAAGAAACUGUCACUCAACAUGUAGCUGCCAUGAGCUCCCAUGGUCUUCGUGUACUCAGUACGGCAUUUGGUGACAACGAGAACAACCUCUGUUAUACUGGAUUUUUGGCUGUGCAUGAUCCUCCUCGUCCUGGUGUUGGCGAUGCCAUCAAGAAACUGAUCCAAGGUGGUGUCAAGGUCGUAAUGAUAACUGGUGAUUCUGAAGCCACUGCCAUGUCUAUUGCUCGCCGCUUAUGUAUUCCCAUCAACGCCAAGGGAAGUUGCAUCACAGGUCAUGAUAUUGAAACCAUGUCUGAACGUCAGCUUCAAGAAAUGAUCCAUACUGUCUCUGUCUUUGCUCGAACUACUCCCAAACACAAACUGGCUAUUGUGCGCGCAUUCCAAGAAACGGGUGCUGUGGUUGCCAUGACAGGCGAUGGUGUCAAUGAUGCGCCUGCACUUAAGAUGGCUGAUAUUGGUAUCUCUAUGGGUAAGAGUGGCACUGAUGUGUCCAAAGAAGCCGCUGAUAUGAUUUUGGUCGACGAUGAUUUCUCUACAAUUUUGCACGCUAUUGAAGAAGGCAAAGCCAUCUUUUACAAUAUCCAGAACUUUUUGACAUUCCAAUUGAGUACAAGUAUCUCUGCUCUUUCGUUGAUUGCUAUUUCUACUCUGUUUGGCUUGAAAACUCCCUUGAACGCUAUGCAAAUUCUUUGGAUCAAUAUCAUCAUGGAUGGCCCUCCUGCUCAGUCGUUAGGUGUCGAGCCUGUCGAUCCCGAGAUCAUGAAGAAACCACCAAGAUCUCGCAACGCCAACAUUUUGACUAGGCCUCUCAUCACUCGUGUUUUGACUGCAGCUUUCAUUGUUACUGUGGGCACCAUGUUUGUCUAUAUUUCUGAAAUGGCAGAUGGUGUUGUCACCAACAAGGAUGCUACUAUGACUUUCACAACUUUUGUGUUCUUUGACAUGUUUAAUGCUUUGGCUUGUCGAUCCGAAAAGCAAUCCAUCUUUACUGUUGGGUUCUUCUCUAACAAAAUGUUCAACAUAGCUGUAGGAGGUUCUCUUGUUGCACAGAUGUUUGUGGUCUAUGUGCCCUUCUUCCAGGCCAUCUUCCAAACUGAACCCUUGUCUCUCUACGAGCUGGGCAAGAUUAUACUUGUUACUAGCUCUGUGUUCUGGGUGGAUGAAGCCAAAAAGAUGUUUAGACACAAGGGACUAGGUAUUGCUAGAACGUCGGGCGGCUCUCGCAUCAAUUAUCGAAUUGUUCAGUCUGAUGAAAUUGAGAGUGCCAUUGACCUUGUUUAG
Mucor velutinosus is the source of this 2739-nucleotide messenger RNA. RefSeq names its product Serine/threonine-protein phosphatase 2A activator 2 (gene RRD2). The record is from RefSeq and is a predicted model, not a curated record. The transcript has 12 exons. Gene Ontology annotation, cellular component: endoplasmic reticulum; Golgi membrane; plasma membrane. Gene Ontology annotation, molecular function: ATP hydrolysis activity; P-type calcium transporter activity; ATP binding. NCBI's taxonomy places the organism in Eukaryota, Fungi, Mucoromycota, Mucoromycetes, Mucorales, Mucoraceae. Gene Ontology annotation, biological process: calcium ion transmembrane transport; intracellular calcium ion homeostasis; manganese ion transport. The coding region runs from base 1 to 2739 and encodes 912 amino acids.